Molecule: messenger RNA, 1110 nt
Organism: Caenorhabditis auriculariae
Lineage: Eukaryota; Metazoa; Nematoda; Chromadorea; Rhabditida; Rhabditidae
Source: the annotation of a GenBank genome assembly
AUGAGCGUCAAGACAUUCCUCGGCCUGGCUUCGGCCGGCAGCGCCCUUGUCAUUUUCGGCGCCAUCGUCUCCGUCAUCUACAUCUUCAACGACAUCAACUCUUUCGUUGAUGAUGCUCACCGCGAGCUCGGAGAGUUCAAGGUAGCUGUCCUCAUAGCAACAAUUUCUCAUUUCUUUUCUUCUCAGGUCUUCGCCAACGAUGCUUGGGAUUCGAUGAUCGGAGCUCAGAACGCCGCUGCUGUCCGCAACGUUCGCAGCGUCUUCGUCGCCCGCCGCCACAAGAAGCAGUCUUCUCAGUGCAACUGUGGAGCUCAGCCAAGCAACUGCCCAGCCGGACCUCCAGGACCACCAGGAGCCGCUGGAGAGCCAGGACACGAUGGCGAGCCAGGUCACGCCGGAGCUCCCGGAGGAGCCGGAGCCACCGGUGGAUCCAGCGAUGGUGGUGAAUGCAUCAAGUGCCCAGCUGGAGCUCCAGGACCAGCCGGAGCCCCAGGACCAGCCGGACCACCUGGACCAUCCGGAAACCCAGGAGCCCCAGCUCAAGGCGGCGGUCAAGGACCACCAGGACCACCUGGACCAGCGGGAGACGCCGGAGCACCAGGACGAUCUGGAGCCCCAGGAAACCCAGGAAGAGCCGGAGCUCCAGGAACUCGUGGUUCUGGACUCCCAGGACCAGCCGGAGCUCCAGGACCAGCUGGACCAGCCGGAGCGCCAGGACAAGACGGAGAAUCUGGCGGCAACGGAGCUCCAGGACCAGCUGGACCGGCAGGACCUGACGGACAGCCAGGACAGCCAGGAUCUGACGGAGAGGCCGGAACUCCAGGAAGCCCAGGAUCUCCAGGAGGCGACGCUGUGAGUUUCUCUUUCACUUGAUUAUUUGAAUGAGGAUUGUUACAGGCCUACUGCCCAUGCCCACCACGUGACGGAGCCGCUCCACCAGCCAGCAACCCAUCCGGAGAAGGCUUCAAGCGCCGCCAUGUCUCCCGUCACCGUGCCGUCAACCGCAAGCGCGUCGUCGCCGCCAAGAAACGCGUCGUCGCUGCCGCUGCCCGCAAACGCGUCGUCGCUAAGCACCGUGUUGCUGCCGUCCGCCGCCACGUCCAGGCCUAG